CCAAAAGGGCGCUUUUAGCAGUCGAAUUUUGACGUAGUCUCUUAUUCCAUUACAUGAGCAAUGCUCGCAAUUGCAUAGGAAAUGCAGUGUUUUCAUUUAAAAAAUAAAGUUUUGAACGAUAUAGCGAAGUGUUUGUGCGUGAAAUGGAAGGAGAUAAUACGAUGCCAAUAUUUGUGAAAAAAAAAAACUGUUGGAUCGCAUAAAAGCUGCUGCCACGGAUUGUGCAAAAGCGGCAGUCGCAGUAAAGCUUCGUGCAUCGAAUUGCGUAAUUUUUAUUUUAUUUCUUUCCCUAAAUCAUGUCUACAAUUUAGAAAGGGUGAAAUUAAUAAUACGAGUAUAAAGUUUCACUUACAAAUGUGUGAAGCAUGCAGGAAAUGCAACAAAUGGGUGAAGUUGUGUGGACGUAAAGAUUCCAAGUUUAAGUCAAUCAGGAACGUCACCAAGGAUACAUAUAUUUGUUCUUUACACUUCUUUGGAGACUCUGGAUCUACAGAAGAGUAUCCAGACCCAAUAGAAUGUCGGCCGAAAACGAUAAAAGAGAAAACACAAAAGUCUAGAAGGAGCUUGGAGCAAAAGUAUCAACGAUUCUCAUUGAAGUCUGAGGAAUCUACUUCUACUAUAGGGAGCAGUUGCUUUACUGGAAAAGAGAAGAGCCGAGAAACGAAUUCAACUGAUGUCGAAUUCGAAGAAGUCAAAGCAUUCCGUGAUCCUGAGCCAAAUUUUUCUACUGAGAUGCAAAGCAUGGACAUGGAAUCUAAAAGUAAUGACAGGGGACAGGCUUUUUCUUCUACAGAAACACAGACAAAUUUUGAGACUCUUCAUGAACUUGAAGGGAUGGAAUCUACAACCGAUGGUAAGAUAAUCAUUUCCGUCUCUGUAGGAGCGCAAACAGAUUUUGAGGAUUUUGACGAAUCUAAGGUGGUGGAAUCUCAAAGUACCAUGAAAGUAUCUAAAGUUAGAUCUACAGGCAUUAAGACAUCAAAGCGAUUCGAAGAUUCUUUAAGAAACGAUAAUGAUAAAUGUAUUUUUUACACAGGUUUACAUUUUAAGUACAUCACGGUUAUAAUGUCGUUCAUCGGCGAUGUCGCGAAUAGUUUAAAUUACUGGGGUUCGAGUCGUAAAAGUAAUUUUUCGACAAGAUUAAGGCCAAAAAUGUUUGCCAGUCGCCGGCAAGUAGCAAAAUAUUUACCGAAAAUAUUUCGAAACUUUAAAAACCUUCGAGUUAUUUUAGACUGUACUGAAUUCUUUUGCGAGGCACCCGCGAAUUUUGAGCAUCAAGGAAAUUUGUAUUCACAGUAUAAAGGUCCAUACGACAUUUAAAGUUUUACUUGGCUGUACUCCGAACGGUGCCAUAAGCUUUAUUUCUGACGUUUAUGAGAGGGCAAUUUCAGAUCGCGAAAUCGUCAUUAAAUCUAAACUAGUAGAUCUUUUACAACCUGGCGACGUUGUUCUUGCAGAUAGAGGCUUUACUAUCGAAGACCUUGUCGAAAGUGUAGGCGCUUCUCUGAACAUACCACCAUUCCUUAAACAAAGAAAUCGUUUUACAGCACAAGAGGAAAUCGCAACGAAGAAAGUUGCUAAAGAACGCAUUUACGUUGA
Molecule: messenger RNA, 1599 nt
Organism: Belonocnema kinseyi
Lineage: Eukaryota; Metazoa; Arthropoda; Insecta; Hymenoptera; Cynipidae
Exons: 2
Coding region: 355-1320 (321 amino acids)
Source: RefSeq, a predicted model, not a curated record